CAUGGACAGUCACUGGCACAGUAUUUGAACUUGUGGAAGGUAGAGUGGAUCAAGGCUGCAGUUUGCGUCUCUUCAAAUUCAUCAACGUUUUGAUGCUAAGACUUUAUCACAUUUCGAUGCAUAACUGAGGACCAUGAGGCUGAGCUGACAGAUGACUAACCAUGGAGCAGACGAUAGAGUUCUGGCUAAACAUCGUCAUUCCCAUCCUCAUGUCUGCGGGACUUAUCUCAACCCUUGUCAUACUCUGGAAGUACAACAUUGAAAUCUCUGUGGAGAAAAUUGACAACUUUCUUCAGCUGUUUAAACGGGAGGAGAAUGGCGAGAAACGUGAACUGAUAAAGACAGAAGAAUCUCUGACUUGGUCAGUGUCCUUCAACCAGGGAUCUGCAGGCCCUCGUACAACAUGUUCCUCAUCUACAGUGGAAUCUACAUCCAACAGCCAGAUGUAUGGGGCAAUACCUAAACACAUGGAUGCUAUACCUAAACACACUGGAGCAAUUCCUAAACAUAUUGGAACUAUGCCUAAACAUCUAGGGGCAAUACCUAAAAAUUUAGGGGGCAAUACCUAAACAUUUGGAGGGCAAUACCUAAACAUCUAUGGAGCAAUAGACACCCAUGAACAUGUGGGAACUAUAGCUAAACAUAUUUUAUUUAUUUGAUUGGUGUUUUAUGCAAUACUCAAGAAUAUUUCACUUAUACGACGGUGGCCAGCAUUAUGGUGGAAGGAAACUGGGCAGAGCCCAAGGAAAACGCAUGACCAUCUGCAGGUUGCUGACACACCACCUAAACAUAUGAGAAUUGUGCCUAAACAUUUAGGGGGCAUUAACUAAACAUCCAGAGGAUAAUACCUAUUCUUCUUUCGGGCAAUACCUAUAAACAUACGGGAGCUAUACCUAAACAGAUGGGACAAUACCUAAACAUCAAGGGUUCAAUGACUAAACUAAGCCUUAACUAUGAAUGCAAUCUACAAGACCUAUACCUAUGCAGUCAGAGGAUGCCAAAACACUAAAGAUACAUGUAGCACGCAAAUAUGCGUCAAGGAUAUAUACCUUAAUAGUCCAAAUCAUCAUUUCUGAAGUCUCAAUGAGUCUUGCGAGACCAGACGGGGGCUCUUGAAAACUAAUGCAUUUAAAAUGUUGGAUUUUAUGGUGUUUUGCUAAAUGUUAGAUUG
This is a messenger RNA of Liolophura sinensis, 1171 nucleotides long. RefSeq lists its product as uncharacterized. The coding region runs from base 162 to 569 and encodes 135 amino acids. The transcript has 3 exons. NCBI's taxonomy places the organism in Eukaryota, Metazoa, Mollusca, Polyplacophora, Chitonida, Chitonidae. The record is from RefSeq and is a predicted model, not a curated record.